Messenger RNA from Spodoptera litura, 3203 nucleotides. RefSeq names its product calcium-independent phospholipase A2-gamma. Gene Ontology annotation, biological process: arachidonate metabolic process. Gene Ontology annotation, cellular component: membrane. The record is from RefSeq and is a predicted model, not a curated record. Lineage: Eukaryota; Metazoa; Arthropoda; Insecta; Lepidoptera; Noctuidae.
GCCCGCGGUGAUACAAACAAUGUCAAAACAUGUUUUGACUAAACUCGCUAUAUAAUUCACUGGCCUUGUUUACAAUACAUCAGUGCGCUACUACACUUUACUCUGCAAGUCUGCAACAAUCUGUCUACUGAAUAAAAGACAUCUGCAUCUUAUUUUGUGACAUUGAGCAAAACUAUAAAAAUAAUACAGGAAGUGGGAACGUUACUCAUCUCUAGUGAAAGUGUUGUUACCUGUUGGAAUUGGAACUGUGUCGUAUGGUCACUGUACUGUGGUGUUCCAUUAAACGUGAAAACUUGAGAAACAAUUUGUGUAAAUUAAAAAACGGACGUGUAGAAGUCAUAAAUGAAAUUAUCAAUAAAAAAUAAGAUAUUAAUUUAGUGCUGUAUAAUUAUAGGCAUUAUAAAAAUAGUUUUAUUAUGAAACAUAAAAUAGCACACAUUUGAAGUGUAACAAAGUACGUGUUACGAAACGUAUUAGAUUUGUUUUGAUUUGCUUAGGUUGGUAGAACUGUGCGGAGAUCGUACGAUACUACGUCACUGUGAAAUUGUCAUUGAUUUAUUUAUAUUUUGCGAAUUUUACUCGCAGCCUCAAGGUUUUGCGCUAAAUUCGCACAUUCCCAUUCAGUGGCUCGGUGGAAGCACACGACGCUUUGAUAAAGAAUACUUUGUGCAAACUAUCGAGUUGACAUUUACUGUUUAUUUGAGACAAAGAGUGACGUGACCUGGUGUAGUCGGGCAGACCGCGGCAUAUUAUUGUGCUGAUGUACACAUACGUGUUGGUGCGGUGCUAGUGUCCCCAUCCCCAGUAAUAGUGCUGUCGCUGGCGAGAUGUCGUCGCUGGGCGGUCAGUGGCGCGUGAUCCGCCACUACCUGUCGCUGACCAACAUGCAGGCCGAGGUGGAGAAGUUGGUGCAGAAGAUCAAGCCCGCCACGCCCGAGCAGUGGGACAAUUUAAUACGGAAGUUUGAGAAGGUGGUGUCAGCUCGACUGACUCCCGCAGCUGAAGCUGAGAAGACGGCCGCGGCUGCAACUGAUAAAGUAAAAGCAUCCACAGUUGAAGACACAGAACCUAAAGCCUCCGUACAGGAAGUAAGCAAGUCUCCGACUAGACAAGUGCCAGAGAGUAAGUCCAAGGAGACUGGAGCCCCGAGCAUGGGCUCUGAGAUGAAGGAGUUGUCCAUGGAGAGCUUGCUUCAAGGACUCCGACUCAAGAAGGAUACCACACUCGGCAAGAUAUCAGAGCCCACCUGGAAGGAACAGAAACACUCCGUCUCCAAGUCGUCGAUCCACUCGCGCACGGCGUACGUGAUCAGCGCGGUGGUGGCGGCGGAGAGCAAGGAGAGCGUGCUCACUCGCUGCGAGCGACUCGUUGAACAUCUGCACGACUACCCCGAGGCCAGGGACUAUGCCAUCAAGGAGGGCGCGGUGCGAGCGCUGCUCCGCGUGCGGCACGGCCUGGACGCGCAGGAGCCGCUCGCGCGCGACAUACACGGCGUCGUCAACGAGGCGCUGGCGCUGGUGGGGUACUGCGGGCCGCCGCGGGGCCCGGGGCCCAACAUACUGGCGCUGGACGGCGGCGGCAUCCGCGGCAUCAUCGCCAUAGAGAUGUUACGGCACCUCGAGCGACUCACCGGCCGCCGCGUCACCGAACUCUUCGACUACAUCGUCGGCGUCAGCACCGGCGCCAUCAUUGCUGCCGUGCUCGGCAGCGGCGCCAGCCUCGACACCGCCCGCCACAUGUACUACACGCUGUCCAGGGAGAUGUUCGGGAACACGUCGCUACUGGGAGGCGGCGCGCGACUGGUGUGGACCCACUCGUACUACGACACGGCGGCCUGGGAGCGCAUGUUGCAGGACAACCUCGGGGACUGCACGCUCACGCAGUGCAACCGGAACAACGCGCCCAAGCUGGCGGUGGUGUCGUGCGUGGUGAACGCGGGGUCGCGGCUGACUCCGUUCCUGUUCCGCAGCUACGAGGCGGGCUGGCGCCGCCGCAGCGUGUUCCCGGGCACGUCGCGCGCGCGCCUGUGGGCGGCCGUGCGCGCGUCGGCGGCCGCGCCCACGUACUUCGACGAGUUCCGGCUGGACGGCCUGCUGCACCAGGACGGCGGCAUCAUGGUCAACAACCCGGCCGGCGUGGCGCUGCACGAGGCGCGCCUGCUGUGGGGCGGCGCGGGCGCGCGGGGGGGGGCGCUGGUGUCGCUGGGCACGGGCCGGGCGCUGGCCGCGCGCUCCGACUACCGCCGCAUGGCGCCGCGGGACGCGCCCGCGCCCACCUCCUGGAAGGACAAGUUCAACAAGAUCCUCGACUCCGCCACCGACACUGAAGGCGUGCACCAGGUCCUGAACGACUUGCUCCCGGAGGGCAGCUACUUCCGCUUCAACCCGCCUCUGAUGCAGGAGUGCGCGAUGGACGAGAUCGACUCGGCCAAGUUGGACAGUAUGGUGGUGGACACGGCGGCGUACAUCCGCCGCAACCAGUACAAGUUCCAGCGCGCCGCCGCCAUGUUGACUCGCCCGCGACCUCUCCUGCAGCGAGCUAUCGACCUCGCCACGCACCGCGCGCAGCUCGCCGGCGCGGUCGCCUACUGACGCAGGGACAGCGCUGUGGCGAGCCAAACUCUGCAGUAGCUCGCCGCAGCGACCGACCACGCUGUGAUAGUGUCGGGUUGUGUACUCCGCGUACUGACAAUGUUUAGUGCUGGACUUUUCCCCGGGAAAAGUAGCUUGGCAUUAAGUUGCGCUGAAUGUUGUAGUUAAGUAUAAUAAUAACGAAGCAAUAUUAUAGUUAGGAGUGUUCACAUACAAUGUGUCCACAUCGAAUAGUGUCACACACACAUGUAUACAUAUAGAUAUUAUUGUAAAUACUUCCUCUAGCUAGUACAUGGUAGUGGCGGCUGAAUGUAUCCCUCGCAUUCGCAUAUAUUUGUCGCGCUGUAGUUUACAUAAUGUUGGUAUAGUCGAGUAAAGUGGAGUUAUUGUUAAUUAUUUGCAUUUGAUAUCGUUAGCUAGCGUAAUGUUAAGUCGUUGAUGUUAUAAUAUUGUAAGCUUGACGUAGCGAGCCACUCUAGUCAUACACACACACAUACAUAAUACAUACACACAACGUAGUGACUACAAGUCAGUAGCUGUAGUAGUACGUAGUGAAACUUUGUACAGAUUUUGUUAAAUCAGCAAAUGUGAUAAUAAAUGAAUAUGAUUCUC